ACAGCCCCAUUUAUUUAUUGGACGGAUAUGACCCAUUUAUAACCGGGGCGGGUCAAGGCUUUCAAUGGGGCUUCAGACCAUUGAAUUGCUCUAAUUGUCAAUAAGAAAAGAAAAAAAAAAAAACGAACGUAGCCCUACCUUCUCCUCCUCUCUCUCAGUUCUCCAUUGAAGCGUACUUCACGUUCUCCAUUGAAGCGCACGUAACGUCCUCCAUUGACGCGCCUUCUAAUACUUGUACCCCCCAUUGAAGCAAUUUCUGAGAUAUUAAAUUUUUUGGUUCAUGCUUGGUGUUGAUUGAGUAGUCUAAUGGACUUGAAUGUCUCACCUUCGCCGGAAGAAGAUGAAGAGUAUUUUGAACACCAGUUUGAGGAAGAUGUGGCGAGACAUGAUAACGUAGAGACAUCUGUUCAAACUCUUCGCCGGGAGCGUGAAGAAAGACGGGAGCGAAUAAGAAGAGAUCCGAUAGAUGAUAGACCAAUGCGCGUAACCAGGCCCUUGGAGCGUGAUGAAGGGCCUAUCUUGAAGAAGUUGAAAACUGACAGAAACAGGCUACCCCCUGGUUGGCUGGAUUGUCCAAAUUUUGGUCAGGAAGUUGGUUUUAUUGUCCCAUCUAAAGUUCCUCUUGAUGAAAGUUUUAAUGAUUGCAUCGGUCCAGGCAAAAGAUAUUCUUUCCGUCAAUUGUUUCAUUUAACAAGAGUGAAGAAUAUCAAACUUGGUAUGAUAGUUGACUUGACAAAUACAGAUCGGUAUUAUUCACCGAGUGAUUUUAAGAAGGAAGGUCUUAAAUAUCUAAAGAUUCGGUGCCAGGGUCGUGAUUCUGUACCAGAUAACGAGUCUGUAAACACCUUUGUCUUUGAGGUUGCACAAUUUAUAUUCAAUCAAAAUGAGAGACAGCCCAGGAAAUAUGUAUUAGUUCAUUGCACUCAUGGCCACAAUCGAACUGGUUACAUGAUAGUUCAUUAUUUGAUGCGUACACAGCAAGCCAGUUGUGUUGCUGAGGCUAUACAAAGAUUUGCAGCAGCUCGGCCUCCAGGGAUCUAUAAACAAGACUACAUUGAUGCAUUAUUUGCUUUCUAUCAUGAAACUAGAAGUGACUUAGUUGUAUGUCCCCAUACCCCUGAGUGGAAGAGGUCCUCUGACUUUGAUCUAAAUGGCGAAGCUCUUCCAGAAGAUGAUGAUGGGGUUCCAUAUACUUCGACCAAUGAAAAACUGGAGAAUGCUGUAGUAUUGACCAAUGAUGAUGUCUUAGGGGAUAAAAUACCUGAUCAGCAAGAAUAUCAAUUGCAGAGAUUUUGCUGCGAAAUCCUUAAGACUGCGGGUCGGGGAAAUCUACAAUUUCCAGGGUCACAUCCAGUGUCUCUUGACAGGGACAACUUACAACUGCUAAGGCAACGGUAUUAUUAUGCUACAUGGAAAGCUGAUGGCACAAGAUAUAUGCUGCUCCUUUGUCCUGAUGGGGCUUACCUAGUUGAUAGAAGCUUUAAAUUUCGGAGGGUCCAGAUGCGGUUUCCAUGUAAAAACAUGACAGAUCUCCACCAGUAUACUUUGCUUGAUGGAGAAAUGGUUAUUGAUACUAUAAGUCCCCAGAGGCAAGAGAGGAGAUAUCUGAUCUAUGAUUUGAUUGCUAUUAAUCGUGUGUCCCUUGCUGAGAGGCCUUUUUAUGAGCGUUGGAAACUGAUUGAAAAAGAGGUUGUUGAUCCACGUAAUCAAGAGCGGCGGAAUAUGGACACAAAUGGCAAACCACUUUACAGAUAUGAUCUAGAACCAUUCAGGGUUAGAAGGAAGGACUUUUGGUUGCUAUCAACAGUUGGGAAGCUUUUGAAGGAAUUUAUCCCUCACCUUUCACAUGAAGCUGAUGGUCUUGUUUUUCAGGGGUGGGAUGAUCCCUACGUUCCCAAGACGCAUCAAGGCCUCUUAAAGUGGAAAUAUCCUGAAAUGAACUCAGUUGAUUUUCUCUUUGAGAUAGGAGAAGACGGCACUGAAAACCUUUAUCUUUACGACCGAGGAAAAAAGCGAUUGAUGGACAAUAACAGGGUUACAUUUGGAGAUGAUGUGGAUCCCUCUGCCUACUCUGGUAAGAUUGUCGAAUGCUCAUUUGAUUCAGAGGAAAACAUUUGGACUUGCAUGCGAGUCAGGAUUGAUAAGAACACUCCAAAUGAAUUCAACACCUACAGGAAGGUUAUGAAAAGUAUAAAGGACAAUAUAACUGAGGAGGUGUUGUUAAACGAGAUAGGGGAAAUCAUUCGCUUACCCAUGUAUGCUGAUAGGAUUCAAAGUGAUAGCAGAGCCAUGAAGAAAGGGAAGCCGCCACCACAGAGAAGGUGAAUUGGAAAUUUGUGUUGCCAGCAAUGGUUAUUUACUUUGAAUGACCUCGCAGCAAUUGUUUGUGUAAUUAGGCAUAUUGGUAGCUUGUAUAUUAUUAUUACAUAAUUGUUAGCUGAGGGAUUGAAUCUUUGUAGGUAGAUUAGAAGAUGUAGCCCUUUAAAAAAUUAGAUGUAGUGAUAGGUUAUUUGUGUAUAUUGUCAUCAUAAGCUCUCUAUCUUCUCUCUCCGUGUCCCGUGACUCCCGUCUUAAUAAUGUCUCUCUUAUAUAUAAUUUUAAAUCACUUUUUAGAUGCCCCUUUGAGAUGAGGGGGGUUUUGAGAGAGGAGACCAUUUAGUCUUUUGCUAGUAGCAUCUGAUCUAACUUGAAAGGGUUCACCGUUGUAGCUAAACUAGUCCUGAUGUUGUAUGAAUACCUAUUUUAGGUUCAAUAUUUAUUUAGGUUGCUAUGCCUAUAGAAAGGCGUAAUCUUAUUGAGUA
Molecule: messenger RNA, 2801 nt
Organism: Chenopodium quinoa (quinoa)
Lineage: Eukaryota; Viridiplantae; Streptophyta; Magnoliopsida; Caryophyllales; Amaranthaceae
Product: mRNA-capping enzyme-like
Exons: 18
Coding region: 307-2325 (672 amino acids)
Biological process (GO): 7-methylguanosine mRNA capping; protein dephosphorylation
Molecular function (GO): ATP binding; protein tyrosine/serine/threonine phosphatase activity; mRNA 5'-triphosphate monophosphatase activity
Source: RefSeq, a predicted model, not a curated record